Molecule: messenger RNA, 1305 nt
Organism: Aspergillus tanneri
Lineage: Eukaryota; Fungi; Ascomycota; Eurotiomycetes; Eurotiales; Aspergillaceae
Exons: 1
Coding region: 1-1305 (434 amino acids)
Source: RefSeq, a predicted model, not a curated record
AUGCCAUCUGGAAGAAUUGUCAAGUUCCAGGCCUCACAGCUGCAGGCGGUGGAUGGGCCGGUCAAAUGGCCCCGCAAACCUACUACGGAGCAGAGAUUCUAUGACUACGCCUUUGAAGAGUUCGAUCCGACUAACUCGACGAGUUUCAAGAACUGGGUGUUACUGGACGUGGUGACCAAUUACGCCAAGGCACAUGGCUCGACGGCAUCCAAGCACCAUACCGAAUUUGACUCCAACAGUCCCCGCGGCCAUGCCAUGGAGUUGACCAAACCGAUGACGCCGGCUGUCUACCAGCGCUACCGCAACAUUACCGCGAUGGUGGGGCCCAGUUUCCAAAAUAUCCAACGUCUACAGCGCAUCGAGGGCUCGACAAAUUACGACGAAGCUGCCAGAUUCGUCAUAGAUCCUACGGACAUUCAGUCGAGAUUGUUGCCCGUCAUCCAUCCAGAAACCAAGAAACCGUGGUGCCGGAAGCGUGACAAUGGUGAGGACUCUGCGCAGUGUACCGACACCGUGAACUUUACCGAGCCGGACGUUUUUCUCUGGGUAGACCUCACUUAUCCUCUACGGGGCAUCUACAUUCCCAUCAAAGAGGCGAAAAAUGGCAACUGUUGCAAGUAUGCCUACUUCAACUUUACCGAGGCCGAUUACCAGUUGAAGACAUACGACUAUGAUCCCGAUCACGAGCCUAAGUCAGAUCCAGCAUUCGUGACGACUGAGCCCGACCUUCCCGAAAGCGAAAGUGACCGACAGAAGACCGACCCAAAUACGCGGGAGACCGGAUGGUGGGAGGGCGAUAUGACUCUGAGCCGGGAUGCCAAUCUGGGAUGGGGCAUCAACGCCAAAUGGACCGCCCGGUUCAAUGUAAAGGCGCUGAAAGACGAAGCGAAGAAAGGUCGCUCCGGGGAUGCCACCGAGCACAUCAAGCUGUUCGACAGCAAAGGAAUCCUGAUGCGAUGGGCCGGCAAACUGGAUAUCCGAAUGGAAAAAGUCUAUAAAGAUCCCACCGUCCACAAUAUGAACGACGAUCAAGUCAUUAAACUCAAGCCGGCCGCUACUUUGCCUAUCAUCAAUCAGAGGUCUGACUCUGACUCUGACUCUGACUCUGACUCUGACUCUGGCCGUGGUUCUGGCCGUGGUUCUGGCCGUGGCUCUGGCCGUGGCUCUGGCCGUGGCUCUGGCCGUGGCUCUGGCCGUGGCUCUGGCCGUGGCUCUGGUGGCUCUGGCCGUGGCUCUGGUGGCUCUGGCCGUGGCUCUGGCCGUGGCUCUGGCCGUGGCUCUCGCCGUGGCUCUAGUCCUGACUGA